GCGGCCUGACAGGAGAGACCAGCUGGCGCUGGCCGAGGCCGCGCAGGGCCAGGCGUGCGAGGAGUCGCGCCUCCGGCUGAGGAGCGCCGCCCUCCCCGAGAAGCGCGUGGAGGACAACUACGAGAUCUCGGACGGGGACUCCCCAGCCGACGACGACGAGAGGGCCCGCGCGCGGGAGAAGAAGGCCGUGCCGGGCUGGUGUGGGGACUACCUGAAGCAGCUGGAGGCGCAGGCCGAUCUAGACCCCGACUCCAUCUUCGGCUGCCGCGUGCCGCGCUGCGUCCUCGAGGACAUCUUCCUGGACUCGCACUACGAGCAGGUCAACAAGAGCAAGCCGAAGCGCACGCGGGGCUCCUCCGCGGACUGGCGCAGG
Prorocentrum cordatum is the source of this 373-nucleotide messenger RNA. NCBI's taxonomy places the organism in Eukaryota, Dinophyceae, Prorocentrales, Prorocentraceae. The record is from the annotation of a GenBank genome assembly.